ACGCGGAGAAGCAAAAGAAAGCAAGCAGAGAAAGAGCAGUACUCUGCCUUGCAGUGCGGUACCUAUUCUGGCUAUCUCUCUGUUUCUUCAUCUCCAUCACCAUCAACAUCUCCAGAAGCUCCAAAAGAAAAAAGGCCCCAAUAACGAAAUCAGCUCGAUCAACCCCAAAUUCAGAGACAUUCCAUGUGGAUUGGACCUGUGAAACAAAGACAAAUUUCUCCUUCUCCGUCACCAUGAAAUGGGUCUCCCUCUACCUUCCCCAUCAACCCCUCUCCUCUCUCUCAUUCUCACCAUAUCCAUCCUGUCUGGUUUCCUCCUCAUCGCUCCCGUCAAUCCUUCCUCUGACUACUCGAGCCUGGUCUACAAGGGCUGCGCCAACCAGAAGUUCCAGGACCCGACGGGGGUCUAUGCCCAAAACCUCAAGUCCCUCUUCUCCACUCUGGUCUCCCAGUCCUCCGCUGAGUCCUACUCCUCCGCCACCGUAGGGGAGGGCGGAGAGGCCAUCACUGGGCUGUUCCAGUGCCGCGGUGACCUCACUAACUCCCAAUGCGGCACCUGCGUGAGCAAGAUCCCGAAAAUGGCAGGCAGGCUCUGCGGCAAGACGAUAGCUGCUAGGGUUCAACUCAUCGGGUGCUGCCUCCAGUACGAGGUGGCCGGGUUCAAGGAAGUUCCCAACACGGAGCUGCUGUACAAGGUGUGCGGGUCGAGCCUCGCGAGCGGGGCCGGGUUCAGGGAGAGGCGGGACGCGGCGCUGGCGAUGGUGGAGAGCGGGGCAGGGAAGAGCGGGCUGUUCUACACGAGGAGCUACCAGAAUGUGUAUGUGCUGGCUCAGUGCGAGGGGGAUUUGGGGACCGGGGAGUGCGGGGAAUGCAAGAAGGCAGCAGUGGAGACCGCGAAGUCGGAGUGCGGAGGGGCCAUCUCCGGGCAGGUUUACUUGCGGAAGUGCUACAUCAGCUACAGCUACUACCCCAAUGGAGUCCCCAGUUUGCCUUCCCCCUCUUUUUCCACAGCAGGACCAGGUCCAGGGCACAAUACCCAGAAGACAGUGGCAGUGGUGGUGGGAGGAGUUGCCGCGGUGGGCUUCGGCAUCGUUUGCUUGCUGUUCGCAAGGUCGAUUUUCAAGAAGCGCAAUCCCUUUUUUGAUGAUUGAUGAUGUUCUCUCUUCUCACGAAUCUCAUUACACGGUUAGGCUCAGAUUAAUAGAUUGGACACUUUAGAUAUACUUACACAUACAUAUAUUUAUAGAUAGGAACAGCUCGGCUAAAUGAUUGGGUUGCUUUUAGGGGGUAUCAUGGAAGGAAUGAGUGAACAGGGCGGAGAUGAUUUCUGGAGAUAGCUAUGGCUUUUCUUAAAGAUGGAUAGGUAGGUGUAAACCAUUAAUUUGUCAGCUUUUAUUGUGAAAGCAAAAGCAACUUGGUACCAUUGGGCUCCUUGUAAGUUGCAAUGAGAAAAGAAUGCUCCUAUUUCAUUUCAUUAUUAUUGUUA
Molecule: messenger RNA, 1485 nt
Organism: Punica granatum (pomegranate)
Lineage: Eukaryota; Viridiplantae; Streptophyta; Magnoliopsida; Myrtales; Lythraceae
Source: RefSeq, a predicted model, not a curated record